AUGACUGCGGAAAACUUUCAUUUUGUAGAUAGUGGGAGGAAUCUCAAGAACAAUAAAAUUCUGGAAAUGCAAAGCAAUGCUUUCAGAUACCUAACUGGUGUUGAGAUAAUACAUUUAGACGACAAUUCAUUGCAGACAAUUAAGAGUGAAACUUUUGUGAAUAUGACUAAACUUAAUAUCCUGUCCCUAGAUUCAAACGGUUUAAUCUGUGAUUGCAGAAUCCAUUCGUUUUAUCUUUGGUUAUUGCAGCAAACACAAACAAAUGCACAUGGUGCUGUUUGUUCUAACUUAAAUGGACAAAUGAUCAAAGAUAUUCCAAAUGUUGAGGAGUGUAAAGAGACGACUCCUGCAACAACAGAAAUCUUAGAUAAUGAACCGACAACCUCCACAAUCCUACUUUUGAAAAUUACCAAGGAAAUAAAGAUGACUUCUGCGACAACUGGAAUUGUGAACAUUGAACAGACCACUGACGCAAGGUCGUCAAAACAUACAGUUAAUAAUCAAGGCGUUAUAACAAUCCCAAUUCUGUUAGGGAUUAUAGGCUGCACUGUUUCGGUUAUGGCAUUUAUCACAAUUAUUAUAUAUAUUGUGAUAAAGGCUAGAUGUAAAAACAAACAAGAAGGAACCAUUGGUUUCGAUCAUACUAUAACACCAAACCGUUUAUUCAGCGAGUAUGAUAUUCCUCAAGAAAUGAUUUGA
Molecule: messenger RNA, 699 nt
Organism: Mytilus trossulus (common blue mussel)
Lineage: Eukaryota; Metazoa; Mollusca; Bivalvia; Mytilida; Mytilidae
Exons: 8
Coding region: 1-699 (232 amino acids)
Molecular function (GO): protein binding
Source: RefSeq, a predicted model, not a curated record